CCCAUGUCGCCAAUACCGCCGUCGCCGUCGCCGCCAGUACUGCUGCCAUCAUUUCUUACCUUAGACCCAGCAUGUCCACCAACCUUCAGACCGCGCCAGGAAAAAGCAAAAAUGGCGCCUACCGUAAAAAGAGUCUAUCGCUGUCUAAGCAAUUGUCCUCACGCACAAGCUCUGAACGCCUCCCCGCCUUUCAAUAACUACGGGCCCAUCGUUCUCCUAAUCGUCGGCGAAAGCAGACAAGAAUUUCCAGUGCACCGCGGGCUGAUCUGCCACCACUCGACAUUUUUCCGGGCAGCGUACGAAGGCGGCUUCCUAGAGAGCACGACAGGGAUAUGUCAUCUGCCAGACGAAGACCCGGUAAUCGUGGAAGCGUUUCUCAACUGGUUGUACACGCGACGGGUAUCGACACUGAGCGUGAAAGAGUACAACAACAGCACGAAGCUACUCGAGGAAUACACGCACCUGUUCGCGCUGUGCAUAUUUGCCGACGUGCGCGGCGUCGCGGCGCUCCAGAACGCGGCGACGGAUGCGCUGUUCGAGCUCGCGGCCUACACGUGGCAGUUCCCGUUCGCGGCCGUGGGCUUCGUGUACGAGAGUACGGCUCCGCGGUCCGUCAUUCGCAGAUUCGUUGUCGAUCUCGUGCUG
Messenger RNA from Aplosporella prunicola CBS 121167, 645 nucleotides. RefSeq lists its product as uncharacterized. Gene Ontology annotation, molecular function: protein binding. The record is from RefSeq and is a predicted model, not a curated record. NCBI's taxonomy places the organism in Eukaryota, Fungi, Ascomycota, Dothideomycetes, Botryosphaeriales, Aplosporellaceae. The annotation marks the transcript as partial. The transcript has 2 exons.